Messenger RNA from Dicrocoelium dendriticum, 885 nucleotides. The record is from the annotation of a GenBank genome assembly. Lineage: Eukaryota; Metazoa; Platyhelminthes; Trematoda; Plagiorchiida; Dicrocoeliidae.
GUGGUAAAAGAAUUGUUGAAACCGGAUAAAUCGGACCCAGGCGCCUCUAUGCAAGGACUUGAAUACGUAAAUGUACCAGCAAAUGGGGAUCGAGAAUACCGGCUGAGUCUUUUCGCCUACCGAGAGGGAACUGUUCAGGUUAAGCUGACGUUCACUAAUGAAGACACAAAAGAAUACCAGUAUUAUGAGCUACAUCUCAAAUUCGUGCGUCCAGAUCCAGUGGAGGUUGUUCGGCUCCGUACUCCAGUGCGUAGACCGAUCGCGUACACCAUCCACCUGAACAACCCGUUGAAAGUACCGGCGAAUUUUCGCUUAACGACAACUGUGCCAGAAGUGCAAAUCCCUUCACAGGUACAGAUUCCACCAAAUUGUUCGGGGUCAGUAACCUUGGAAUUUGUCCCACUUUGUGUGGGGACAUACAAUGGACGACUAGAUGCAAGCUGCGCCGAGCUCGGCGUUAUUUCGUACGCACUGGAGCUCAAAGGUACACCCGCGGCAAACGAGCCUCCGGUGCAGUUCCAGGCAUCUCUCGGACAACGUCAUGUACGCACGUUACGGUUCAUCAAUCACGCCAAAGUUAAGACAGAAUUCCUUGCAAAGCUUGACAAUACGGAAUUCCAGUGCGACAAAUCUGUCACAGCAGCAGCCAACCUGGAAGUCGGCAUGGAUGUGACAUAUGAACCAAGCGCGGUUGGCACAGCAUCGGGCUUUCUGACCCUUUCCAGUUCCCACGGAGGAGAUUAUGUGUUCCCUUUGAAAGGAGUUGCAACAGAGCCCCAACCACAAGGCCCAUUCACCAUCAGGGCUGGUGAGAUGACGCAUAUUUGGUUCCGCAACGUGUUCAAUUCAACCAUGCUGUAUUCGUUUCAAGUCAGAGAAGAAUAA